Dermacentor albipictus is the source of this 1788-nucleotide messenger RNA. RefSeq lists its product as uncharacterized. The record is from RefSeq and is a predicted model, not a curated record. Lineage: Eukaryota; Metazoa; Arthropoda; Arachnida; Ixodida; Ixodidae.
AUUGCGUCACGCCAUGCUAGCGUUCUGCGCUGCCGCAAGCGUCUGCAGGACAGCUCGGCAGCACGUAAAAAGCGUGCAAGUUGUUUUGCGCCGAGUGUUCUUGAAUGUAUAUGCGUGCUAGAAGUGGGAGAGCAGUACAAUCUUCCAUGUCAAGGCCAGUCCUUCUCAACAUCAUCGCCAUCGGUUGCUUAUGUGCGAACUGUUAUUUGGUUCUUGAGAACGCGCAAUCGAUUGCUGAAGGGUAUCGCCUCCGAGUUAAUAUGCGGAGAGAGUCUACGAGAACUUUUCGAGGCUUCGCCGCCCUGGCGGCAGUGCUGUACGUAACCGUAUUCUCGUCCACACUCUGCUGCAUCUCCGACGUAGCCUUCCUCUGCUCCCAGUGUACCGGAAACCAUGUCUGCGUCAGAGCCUUUCUUCUAUGGAACGCAUUCGACAUCAUCGUCACCUUCGCGUGUGACAUCGCACUAUACUAUCUGGUUCAGUCCGUAUACGACCAGGGCUACAGGGCCUUGCAAAGCGCCACGGAGACCACAAGAGAAGACACAACGUCGACGUUGGAUUACAUGCAAGAUAACAUAAUGGAGAGAUAUCCUUCAGGACGUGACCAUUUUGAUUCGGAUUACGAGACCACGACUGAACGCAUCACUACAAGAGAAUCGUUCCCCCGUAAGGUCGUGGCCUUUACAGAGAAAAUCCGGUCAAAGCCGUCUCUUCCUCAAAUUGUUCUUGUGGCGAUAUUUAAGGUGCUGGUGCUGAUCUUAUUCAAGCAGUACAGCGAUCGCGAGCCCGCGGCAGCGCCCGCCGGCAGCGACCACGAGUCGAGCAGCAUAUCGCACGUGUCCCUGUCGCAGAUGGGCGCCUGGAAGGCCGCCUACGCGAGGCGCCGCUCGACGUUGCACUCGAUGCUGGGGCGCACGCUCGACAUGCAGGCCCAAGGCAUCGGCGAAGAGCCCACGCCGCGUUCCGUCGACGCUCCGCCGUGCGCAGCUCCAGGAACUCCCGAAGGAGUGCGCGAUGGCUCACCGAGCUCGGGUUCUCCCCGCAAAUGCAAAGGUUUAUCUGGCAACCUUCAUAAGCACGACCACGGCAAGAAGCUUGACGAGCAGGUGGGCGGCACCAGGUCGACGACGGCGUCUUCUACGGCCGCUCCAGACGGCGGCGUCAGACCCGCGGUCAAGACACCCCCAGCGACGUCCACGACAGUUCUCGACAACCGCGGGGCGUACUGCCGUGCAGACAGAGACACCAGCAGGUGGCCCGAACGCUUGGGCCGCGAACUAUCCACGCCCAAUAGUGGGAAAAUGUCAUCCACGUCCGAAGAGCCCACCACCUCUUCCAAGUUUUUCGUCACGGCCGACGAGACACCUGAUCCGGCCGCACGACCUCUGGAAGGGCGCUCCGUUAAAUAGGAACGAGUCGCGCGAGCGCGUCUUCGAGGCUCGUUCGUUACUUUCGCAGUUAUUUAGAAUGCGUAUUUCUACGCGCCACUUAAUUUUGUUUAUUUGUUAUUUAUUUAUGCGGCACCUCCAACGGCAAUGAGGCAUCACAAUAGAGUGAGAGCGGUACAAUUGUCACAACGUUCUCAAUUAUAUCAGCAGUACUUCCUUGAAAAUACACUUUAAAAAAGUUCAACAAUAUGGAUGAUGUAACAUGGGCUUUUGAAAGCAACACUGGCCAAAACAUGGGCUUCAAGGUUGUCUAAAUGAAGCAGUAUUCACGACAUCGGAAGGCAGUCCGCCCUAAUCAAGAAUACUUUUUCGAAAUAAAUGAAUAAAAAGACCUAAGCUU